AUGCAGGGUGAAAGAGAUAAAUGGCUUGCUGCGAUCAACAUAUCCGUUGGUCAUAUUGAAGAAACGUCAAGAUUUUUGCCAUCCUUACCAAUACUGUGGCUGAACAGUGCUGUGACUCUCUAUAAAUAUAGCAUGGAUGAUCACCAUACUUAUUGUUUAUCUGUAGCAAUGGCAGCUAGGUAUGAUCUCAUCAAGUAUAUCAAUGCUGAUCCAGAGCAUAAGGUGUGGAAGCUCAAAGUACGUGUCAUUAGACUUUGGACCGUUUCUCACUUUGCAAAUUCUAGGGUGAAGGCACCUAUUGAGAUGGUUGUCCUUGAUGAAGAGGGGGAUACAAUUCAAUGCUCUAUUAAAGGCAUAUUUGUUCCUAUCUUCGAGGGCCUACUCGCUGAGAACAACGUGUACGUGGUCACUAAUUUUGCAGUUACUUUAAAUACCAUUAAGUUCAAGCCUACUAGACACGAAUUUAGAAUCAACUUCAAGAGGGACACGAUUGUGCGUCUGGUACAAGACUCUUCAGUUCCAUUGAACGGAUUCAAUUUUAUUCUGUUCAAAAAAAUUCAUGCAGAGUAUAAAAAAGAUGGUUAUUUAGUUGAUGUGAUAGGUCAACUUGCCUCUAAGGGUAACUUGGUUGAGUUCACACGGGACGGGAAGCCAUCAAGUUAUAUCACGAUAGAACUUGAUGAUCUUGAGAGUGGACAGAAAUUAAGGGUAACGUGGUGGCAGACUUUGGCUUUUAAUUUGCUCAAAUAUUUGGAGGAACACCCGUGUCUUACCUAUGUGGUUAUUCUCCAAAUGGGCAAGAUAAAAUUUUAUAGUGGGGCCAUGGGUGUUUCCAACAUAAACUACAAUUCGAAAUUGUUUAUCAAUGUUGAGUUUUCAGCUGCCAGGAUUUCUUUGCAAGUCUACAAAACAAUUGCCGAGAUAAAGAAGCAUAAUCAGGAUGCUGUAUUUGUUACUGCCGGGACAAUUAAGGAAGUUGAGACUGAGUUUGAUUGGUGGUACAAAGGAUGUAAGAAGUGUCGUCGUGGCUUAAGGGAACUUGAAAAAAGAUAUUUCUGCCCAAUUGCGUUGAAGACUACGGGUUCUAUGUGCCAAGUGUCGAAGAACAAUAAUAAUACAAAUUUCGACGUAUAUAAAAAUGUGCAUCAAAUUACUACCAGUCAAAGAACAGUGUGUCGAGAAACUGAUACCUCAUCUAAUAUUCUCAGUUUACAAUCCAAUGAAGAUAAAUGUGACCUUUUUCUCACUGAAAGCAACUAUUUAUGUAUGGUGUACACUGUGCCUCGCAUGGAAUUGGACAGGAAAAUACUCCUCCUAAUUAUGUAA
Molecule: messenger RNA, 1326 nt
Organism: Arachis ipaensis
Lineage: Eukaryota; Viridiplantae; Streptophyta; Magnoliopsida; Fabales; Fabaceae
Source: RefSeq, a predicted model, not a curated record